Molecule: messenger RNA, 753 nt
Organism: Myotis davidii
Lineage: Eukaryota; Metazoa; Chordata; Mammalia; Chiroptera; Vespertilionidae
Gene: REG4
Product: regenerating family member 4
Exons: 5
Coding region: 210-647 (145 amino acids)
Molecular function (GO): signaling receptor activity; mannan binding
Source: RefSeq, a predicted model, not a curated record
GUUCCACCCGAUGCAUUUGUUGAUGGGAAAUAGCCAUCAGAUGGGGUGGGGACCCCGGGGCCCACUGUGAGAGGGACCUGAGCCAAACUCCGCUGGUCAGCUGACUCCAUCGCCCCUCCGCUGGCUGGUGGAACACAGCCACACUUUGGUUGUCCUGGAAUUAGUGUCGGUUCGGAGUCAGCGUCCAGUAAUCCUCCAAGGAUCGGAUUAUGUCCUUUUCCCCAGUGCACAGCCGUCCUGACAUCCUCAUGAGGCCCAGCUGUGCUACCGGGUGGUUUUUCCACAAGUCCCAUUGCUACGGGUACUUCCGGAAGCUGAGGAAUUGGUCCGAUGCUGAGCUCGAGUGUCAGUCCUUUGGGAACGGAGCCCACCUGGCGUCUAUACAGAACCUACAGGAAGCCAAAACCAUCUCCAAGUACAUAGGUGGCUACCAAAGGAACCUGCCCGUGUGGAUCGGCCUGCACGACCCGCAGAAGAGUCAGCAGUGGCGGUGGAUCGACGGGACCUCGUAUUUGUUCAAAACCUGGUCCGGCAGGUCCAUGGCUGGAAACAAGCACUGCGCUGAGAUGAACGCCCACAACUUUUUAACUUGGAACAGCAAGGAAUGCGACAAGCUCCAACACUUCCUCUGCAAGUACCGGCCGUAGAGCAGGAAUCGGGGUCCCGCAGCCCCGGCCCAAAGCCCUCCCCCCUUCUUGCCCUGCCACCGUGUCUAUGUCUGGUCAUUGCCUCAGGAAGUAAACGUGAUAACCA